AUUCCAGUGUGCAGUUCUCAUCUCCUCUCUCUCUCUCUCUCUCUCUCUCUCACAUCCCUAAACCCCACAGCUUCAAAAACCCCAAAAACUCAUUCUACAAAAAGAUCGGCCCUUUCCUACUGAUUUCGUACAAACCAGAAAUGGGCACAACAGCAAAAGCACUCUCCACCUCUCUCCUCUCUCUACCCAAAUGCCUCUAUUUCCACCGCCCCCUUUACUUCUCCCUACCAUUCCACGCUCACCGCCCUCCUCGCAGGGUACUCCUCCAUAAAUUCCGGCCACUCUGCACCGCCGCCCCCGCCGCACCGCCGGCGGUCGAAGAGGCGGAAUCGUUGCAACCCUUGAAGCAUUCGAUUCUCCUGGAACGACUCAGGCAGCGGCACCUCAAGGACUCUCCCCAGCCUUCGAAACCCACGGCUGCGGCGUCGCAGAAAGUGAGACAUGGUGUUGCCGAAAGUGAGGGUUCGAGGAGGAAGAAGGGCGGAGCGGCGGAGACGGCUUCGAGUUUCGAGGAGCUGGGUUUGAGUGUGGAAGUGAUGGCGGCGUUGGGCGAGAUGGGGAUUACGGAGCCGACGGAGAUUCAGUGUAUUGGAAUUCCCGCGGUUUUGGAUGGGAAAAGCGUGGUGUUGGGCUCGCACACUGGCUCUGGCAAGACUCUGGCUUACCUUUUGCCUCUUGUUCAGUUGCUGAGAAGGGACGAGGAUUUGCACGGUAUGCUGAUGAAGCCCAGACGCCCACGGGCUGUUGUACUGUGCCCAACGAGGGAGCUGUGUGAGCAGGUGUUCCGUGUUUCCAAGUCCAUUAGUCACCAUGCACGAUUCAGAUCAACCAUGGUAAGUGGUGGUGGGCGUAUAAAGCCUCAAGAAGAUUCCUUGAACUGCCCGAUUGACAUGGUUGUGGGGACCCCUGGCCGGGUUCUGCAACAUAUAGAAGAAGGCAAUUUGGUUUAUGGGGACAUCAGAUAUUUGGUGUUGGAUGAAGCUGACACCAUGUUUGAUCAUGGAUUUGGCCCUGACAUCCGAAAAUUUCUUGCUCCACUAAGGAGUCGUGCGUCUAAGCCUGAUGGUCUAGGAUUUCAAACAGUAUUAGUAACUGCAACAAUGACUACGGCAGUGCAAAAGCUGGUUGACGAAGAAUUUCAAGGAAUUGCUCAUCUACGUACUUCUUCACUCCAUAAGAAGAUUGCUUCUGCCCGUCAUGAUUUCGUUAAACUCUCAGGUUCUGAAAAUAAGCUGGAAGCCUUAUUACAGGUCCUUGAACCAAGUUUAGCAAAAGGGAACAGAGUGAUGGUUUUCUGCAAUACAUUGAAUUCCAGUCGAGCUGUGGAUCACUUUUUGUCUGAAAACCAAGUCUCUACGGUCAAUUACCAUGGAGAGGUUCCAGCUGAACAAAGGAUUGAGAAUCUGGAAAAGUUUAAGAGCAACGAUGGAGAUUGCCCCACUUUAGUCUGCACAGAUCUGGCUGCAAGGGGUUUGGACUUGGAUGUCGACCAUGUCAUUAUGUUCGACUUCCCCUCGAAUUCUAUCGAUUAUCUCCAUCGCACUGGAAGAACUGCUCGUAUGGGAGCAAAAGGGAAGGUGACAAGUUUGAUCGCCAGAAAGAAUUUGAUUCUGGCGAGCCGCAUCGAGGAAGCAAUAAUGAAAAACGAGAGCUUGGAAUCCCUCUCCGUUGAUAGAAUCAAAAGGGAUCUUGCUAGGUCGCACAUAAAUCAGCAGAAGGGGCAAAACGAGAAAAGGGAAAUGACCUCCAGUUUGAAAAGGAAGGCUCAACCUCAACCUCAAACCGAAGCUCGUGGCGUUGCCAAGAAAAGCUCUUUUUCCAAAUCUACAAAAGCUCCCAUGAUUUCCAAGCCUAAGAAGAAGGUGGUCAAGGUCGUCAGGACAUCAAAAUCUUCGGGAUCUAGCAGCUCGAGAGGUACGUCAUCUGGUGGGAGGAAAAAUUCAGGUGGAAGAAGCAAAGGCGGAAGCGGAGGCGGAGGCGGUGCAUCAACAUCAAAGCUAAACGUUGUAGGAUUUAGGGGGCGGAGCAGUGUGAAGGCUGCUUGAUAUCUAAUCGUUUAUCAAACCCAGUAUGCUACUUUUUCUUCAUCUACUACGAAUGGGGCAACACCUUUUCUAUAUAUAAAAAAGAAUGUUAAGAGAUA
Messenger RNA from Salvia miltiorrhiza (redroot sage), 2143 nucleotides. RefSeq names its product DEAD-box ATP-dependent RNA helicase 39-like. The record is from RefSeq and is a predicted model, not a curated record. Gene Ontology annotation, molecular function: ATP binding; nucleic acid binding; RNA helicase activity. NCBI's taxonomy places the organism in Eukaryota, Viridiplantae, Streptophyta, Magnoliopsida, Lamiales, Lamiaceae.